Centrocercus urophasianus (Greater sage-grouse) is the source of this 7685-nucleotide messenger RNA. It is a transcript of the gene CLIP2, whose product is annotated as CAP-Gly domain containing linker protein 2. The transcript has 17 exons. Gene Ontology annotation, cellular component: microtubule plus-end; nucleus; cytoplasm. Bases 237 to 3359 code for a protein of 1040 amino acids. Lineage: Eukaryota; Metazoa; Chordata; Aves; Galliformes; Phasianidae. Gene Ontology annotation, biological process: cytoplasmic microtubule organization. Gene Ontology annotation, molecular function: microtubule plus-end binding. The record is from RefSeq and is a predicted model, not a curated record.
GGCAUCCUCCUUCCUCCUCCUUCUCCUCCUCCCUUCUUUUUCCUCCCCCUCCUCCAAUCAUCGCAGCUCCCUCCGGCGCGCAGGGAGUGGCACGGCGGCCGCCCGGCAAGGCUGCGAGCUGCGGAAGGUCUGUGGCGAUGGAAGAAGAGACCCAACAUCGAGGAGCCUGAAUGCUGACAGCAGGACAGCACUUGGAGACACUGGUAGCACCAACCUGAGAUACAGAGGCAGCAACCAUGCUGAAGCCAAGUGGACUUAAAAUCCCUGGCAGGGCAGUGAAGCACUCCAGCCCAGUGGGACGAGCAUCAGGGACAGCAGCGGCGACUGUCACCACUGGUACAAAGGAAGGCUCACCUCUCCACAAGCAAAGUGCCGCCUCCACCUCCAGCACCGAGAAGUCGGGAUCGAAGGCUGCCGAGGUGGGCGAUGACUUCCUGGGAGACUUUGUGGUAGGCGAGCGGGUCUGGGUGAACGGAGUGAAGCCAGGAGUGAUCCAGUACCUCGGGGAGACACAAUUUGCUCCGGGCCAGUGGGCGGGAGUCGUGCUGGAUGAUCCCGUGGGUAAGAACGAUGGCUGUGUUGGAGGCGUGCGCUACUUCGAGUGCCAGCCGCUGCAGGGGAUUUUCACACGACCGUCCAAGCUGAUGCGGCAGCCCGUGGCUGAGGGCUCAGGGAGCGACGUCCCCUCCGUGGAUUCGCUUACAGCUCAGAACUUGUCCCUGCAUUCGGGCACAGCCACGCCGCCGCUCUCCACUCGCGUCAUCCCGCUGAGGGAGAGCGUCCUCAACAGCGCCAUGAAGACGGGCAACGAGUCGGGAUCCAACCUGUCGGACAGUGGGUCUGUGAAGAAAGGGGAGAAGGAUCUGCGGCUCGGGGACCGCGUGCUGGUUGGUGGGACGAAGACAGGAGUUGUGCGCUACGUGGGAGAGACAGAUUUUGCCAAAGGAGAGUGGUGUGGAGUGGAGCUGGAUGAGCCCUUGGGGAAGAAUGAUGGGGCUGUGGCUGGGACAAGGUAUUUUCAGUGCCCUCCCAAGUUCGGCCUCUUUGCUCCCAUCCACAAGGUGAUUCGGAUUGGGUUUCCAUCAACCAGCCCUGCCAAGGCAAAGAAGAGCAAGCGGAUGGCCAUGGGAGUGUCUGCCCUAACCCACAGCCCCAGCAGCUCCUCCAUCAGCUCCGUCAGCUCCGUGGCUUCAUCUGUUGGGGGCAGGCCCAGCCGCAGUGGGCUGCUGACAGAGACCUCCUCCCGUUACGCCCGUAAAAUCUCUGGCACCACGGCUCUCCAGGAGGCUCUGAAGGAGAAGCAGCAGCACAUCGAGCAGCUGCUGGCAGAGCGUGACCUGGAGCGGGCCGAGGUGGCCAAGGCCACCAGUCACAUCUGUGAGGUGGAGAAGGAGAUUGCCAUCAUGAAGGCCCAACACGAGCAGUAUGUCACAGAGGCAGAAGGGAAUCUCCAGCGAGCUCGAGCUCUGGUGGAUGGGAUGCAGAAGGAGAAGAUUGAACUGCUGAACCAAUUGGAAGAGGAGAAGAGGAAAGUGGAGGACUUGCAGUUCCGUGUGGAAGAAGAAUCCAUUACCAAGGGGGAUUUGGAGACUCAGACGCAGUUGGAGCAUGCCCGAAUACGGGAGCUCGAGCAGAGCCUGCUGUUUGAGAAGGCACAGGCUGAGAAACUCCUCAGAGAAUUAGAGGACACCAGGCUGACCACGGUGGCGGAGCAGUCCCGGAUCCUGCAGCUGGAGGAGGAGCUGAGCCUGCGGCGCAGUGAGGUGGAUGAGCUGCGGCAGUGCUUGCGGAGCUCACACCAGGCAGAGACCCCCGAGCACAGCCUUGGCUUGCAGUCUGAGGCACUUCGUCUGCGGGAUCAGCUGCUGUCUGCCAACAAGGAGCACCAGAAGGAGAGCAGCCAGCUGAAGGAGAAGUAUGAGAAGACGUUAAAGAAGUACCAGCAGGAGAUGGAGAAGCUGAAAGCCGUCAAUGAGAAGUAUUCGCAAGAAAUCGUUGACUUAAAGCAUAAGGUUCAGCAGGCCACCAAUGAGAACAUGGGACUGAUGGACAACUGGAAGUCCAAGCUGGACACGUUAGCUUCCGACCACCAGAAGUCUCUGGAGGACCUCAAAGCCACACUGAACACAGGCCCUGACACCCAGCACAAGGAGAUUGUGGAGCUGAAGGCGGUGGUGGAGAGCAUCAAGAUGGAACACCAGCUUGAGCUGGAGAACCUGAAGGCAAAGCAUGACAUCGAGACGGCUGUUCACAUAAAGGAGAAAGAGAGCCUCAAACUGAAGCUGCAAGAGGCUGUGGAUGAAGUGGAAAAAAGUAACAGCCACUGGAAAAUGCAACUGGAAACCAAAAGCAAUCAGCACCUUCUCGAGCUCCAGGACGUGAAGGACAAGUGUCGGGAUGCUGAGCUGAGGGUGCAUGAACUGGAGAAACUUCACAGCGAAUACAAAGAUCAGACACAAGCAAUAGCUUUCUUGAAAGAGCAGAUUUCUUUAGCUGAGAAGAAGAUGUCGGACUAUGAAACUCUACAGAAAACAGAAGCCCAGAACAAACAGGAGAUCCACAGAUUGCAGGAAAAAGUGCUUGUCUUAGAGAACAAGCUGCAGUCCAUGGAAGCCUUACAUCCUUCUCAGCAUGCAAAUAUGAUUGAUACUAAUGAUAUUUCAGAAGAGAAGAUAAGGAUGAAGCAGACCAUGGAAGACCUUCAAGACAAACUGAGUAAAAGAGACAAAGAGGUGUCAUCGCUGGUGUCCCAGACCGAAGCCCUAAGGGCCCAAGUAAGUGCUUUGGAAAACAAAUGCAAAACCACGGAAAAGAAGGCAGAUACGGUGUUAAAAGAAAAGAAGAGGCUGGAAGGGGAGCUGGAAGCCUUGACCAGGAAAACACACGAUGCAUCGGGGCAGCUGGUCUUGAUCAGCCAGGAGCUCCUCAAGAAGGAAAGGAGCCUGAAUGAGCUCAGAGCACUGCUGCUGGAGGCAAACCGGCACUCACCUGGGCCUGAGCGUGACCUGAGCCGGGAGGUGCACAAGGCCGAGUGGCGGCUGAAGGAACAGAAGCUCAAAGAUGACAUCAAAGGGCUGCGAGAGAAGCUGGUUGUGCUGGACAAGGAGAAGGCAGUGACGGACCAGAGGCGGUUCUCCCUGAUCGACCCCUCGUCGGAGUCGGAGCUGAUCCGGCUGCAGCACCGCCUGGUCAGCACCGAGGAUGUGCUGCGCAACGCCCUGGAGCAGGGCCACCAGAUGGAGAAGCUCAUGGAAGCCAUGAGGCUUUCCUCGGAGAAAACACAGCCUGUUGGAAAUUCUGGGUCUGCUAAUGGGAUUCACCAGCAGGAUAAAUCCCACAAGCAAGAGGAGAAGCUCUGAUAGAGAAGAGGUGAAGAUGAUCAUUUCAUGCCGGUAUCAGCUCCUGUGCACAGUCAGGAAAAACAAUACCACAUCUGGCUUUAGCACCUCCAAAAGACUAGACACAGUAUUUUCACUUUAAAGAAGGACAAUGUUCAUAGUGUACUAACGGAUGUAAUCGGGACAAUCCUGGAGCCCAGUUUUCCAAGAUAGCUGUUGUUCCAGGAGGGAGCAGGAAGAUCUCUCUGGGUUUGGUUUCUUACCUGUAUUGGUUUGGACUGUGGAAUUUGUGUUGCUUGAGCUGCCCUUGUCCUACCAGCAGUCUGAAUGAUGGCUGUACCCUAUGGUAGCUGAGGUGUCAGUGAGUCCCAGCAGCCCCACGGGAGCUGCAAAGGGAUUUGCUUAUGGUGUUGAACACUGAAGCAUGUCCUGCUGCCCACAUGGUCUGUCCCUUCCCUCCCACUCACCCCAAAGGCCUGCACAGUGCAACCUGCUGGGCUGGUGGCUCACUGGGACGCGUAGGCUGAGGGAGAUGGGGUGUGCGUUUCCUUCCCUGCCUUGUAGAAGACAUAUCUGGUUGUGCAGCAUGGAGGCUUCACUUGGUACUUGUAGCACAGUGUGUCAUGCGAGAUGGUCUGAUUUCAGAGGGUUAUUUAUUUUGUUUCUCACCCGCUGCAGUUUGGGGAAGGAGUGGUGCUGUGUCCCUGUGGAGCAGGGCUGCUCUUCUGAUCCAUUGCAUCUGUAUGGGGGGGGGGAGGGGGGCUUCAGAGCACCAGACCCAGACAGCAGCUCACUGCUGGGAGCACUCAUGCAGUAGGGGCUGUCUGCAUUUGAUGGCUACAGAAAUCCUGUGUGUGGACACGAGCAAUUGGAGCAGAAGGAAUCCAAGGCGAGAGCCCACACGGCUCUCAUGUCUGUGCACAGCAAUGCAGGCUCAGGCAAGCACCCAAAUUUGCAUCUGGAAUCCCGAGUGCUCAGAGCAGCACGUGGGUGCUGCUGUGUCCUGCUGUGGCUGUGGUGCAGGCAGGCAAAGGAAGCACACAGUUUGCUUGGUCGAUUGUUCCUUCUGUUGGAGGCUUUGCUUCUCUCUCCAUCUUUGCACCAGAGCUCCAGGGACUUCAGGAUGUGUGCAGUAAGGGGAGAAUGUGUUCUUAAAGCUGUGAGGCAGCACCCUAUGAAGUCCAGUUCAGAUUCACUGUUGGAUGCUACAGUGAAAACAGGAGGAAAUAACAGCAGUCACUUACCAGGCUUCCCCUGGUUGCCUGAUCCCUCCAGUUCUCAGUUGUUCUCCUGAUACGACGGGGCUCCUGUGAAAGAGGACAAGGCAGAAAAGGGCACUGGGAGAGAUCUGAGCCAGGCUAUGGGCAGAUGAAUAUCACUGCAUGUCAACUUUUUGCCCUCAUUUCCUAUGAAAUUGUGCAAUUUUUGUUAGCGGGUUGCCAGAUUGAUGUAAUGCUGGACCUUGCUCACUGGUUGCAGGGUUGAUGAGUUCUCCUUCUGUUGAAAGGGUGCAGGAGGGGAGAAAGAAGUGACUUCAGGGAGUGCAACAGGUCAGCAAACACAGCUAUGUCUGGCUUAAGGAAGUGUGUGGGAUCCAUUAGCUGGAAAUGAUGCUGGUGGGAUCCAUCCUGCCUGGUGGAAGCGUUUAAUCAGUUCUUACUACCUGGAAGAAGCACUGGGACUUUCCAGGGGACCAAAAUCCUGGUUGGUGUAUUCAGUUGCUCAGGAAAAUCCCAGUGACAGCAUUCCUUGUUCCAGCUUGCAACAGCCAACACCUCAGUGCUGUUCCUGAGAAUUCAGGGUUGGUGUUCCCCAAAGUUCUCCUGAAGUCCCUGCAGCAGCUCCUGGUGCAGGUGGGCGAGCUCCAUUCCUUUGUUACUUAUAUUUUCCUUGAUUGGUUUUUUGGUGACUUCCUCUAUAGCUGAAAGAUUGUUUGAGUUUUCCUCUUCCCUCUUUGAACUCUUGCUGUGUGCAGGGCAGGAUCCCCAGGAGUGGUUAUGGGGAGCACGCUCCAUUAAUUCAUUGCUGCUGCAACUUCUCCAAGGCAGCAGCAGGUGGGGCAGAGGUGGCCUAAAGUGAAUGCUGCUGGUCUUCCCUGGCUGUAUGUAGCUGUGCUGCUCCAUGCACUCAAACCAGGAGGUGGGGACUCUCCUGGCCAUGCUGACAUGGGCAGCAGGGUGUAACUUGGUCCUCGUGUGCAGGUCUGUGGGAGCUGCUCGCUGGGCACAGGACGUGCUGUCACACAUCUGGGUUCCACCUGAGCACACAGAGGUGGCUGGGGCUGAGGUGGGACCUCUGCUGGGAUCCCCAGGGACAGGCAGACUCCAAACCAGGGACACGCUGGGAAAGGGCAAGGAGGACGUUCCCCAGCCCCUCUAUUUAUUUGUAAGUUUAAUUGCUAUUUUUGCCUAUAUGUGGUGGUGUAUAAAGUAUUUCACAAUAUUCGGUCUUACUGGCUUCGUUCUUUGGGGGAGAUGUCCAAGGGCAUCGCAGCACGGACGCACCCAUCCCUUGGUGGUGGCCAGGGACCAGCCCUGUUUGUGCCUUUACUCCACCUCCAGCCCCGAGGGCGGUGCGGGGGCUGCGUCCCACCUCGCUCCCACCCUGCUGAGCGAUGGGCUUCUGCUGAAGGCUGAGACAUUGUCAGGUACAUCACGGCUCUGUUUGGUGAUUCCUUCUCUCUAACCCUCUCGACCAAAGGGAAAAAUGGGUAAAUCGGCGUUGGGUGAGUUCAGCUUUAUCCCUCCUGCAGCACCCGAGCUGAGGGAUGGGUGCUGAGGCUCUGUGCCGUUGCCUCCCCCCUCUGCCUUGCAGUAGAGAUGCAUGAGGGUUUUGUUAUAACAAGAAGAUGCAAAUGACACUGUAGAAGUCUUAACAGAAAUUCCAGUACUCCGUUGUUCUGCAGCUUUAGCAGCUCAGCACUACCUUGUAGGGAAUGAUUAAUACACUAAGAUCCUAUAGGCCUCAUGUAAGUUACCAGAAUAAAGAUGUUACUAGAUGUAUAAAUGGAUGAUAACCUUUUACUCGUACAGUAUGUAUGACAAUUUUGUAGAUUAGUCAUUUUUUGGCUAUCAGAUUUUGUUAGUAUGAUAUAUAAAAAAAGACAAAAAAAAAAAAAAAAAAAAAAAAAAAGGUUUGACUGCUAAUGUCUAUUUUGUUAUUUGAUCCAUUUUAUUUCUUCUGUACAAAAGCUGUACAAAUCUCAGUCUGUGUAACUCCUCCCCAUCUGUAUCCAUGUACAACCCCCCCUCCUGGCUUGCUGCUGUUGGUGAGCUCAUUACUAAACAAUAAAAUCUGUGGCUGAUAUUUGCCCCAGUGCUGCUGUCCCUUCCCAGCAGCCCAGGGCCCCUGAGGCUUUGUUUCUUCCCACUGUCCUUAAACUCCACUGGGCGUGGAGUGUUGGGGUCUCCCUGAAGAGCUGGAUUUGGGCUGCAGGGGCCCUCAGUCACCACGUUGGUUGCUUCUUGCUCAGGGACCGAUAGCACCCAGCAACUGUUGGCUUUGCUGGCUCCCAGUGCUUGAAAGGAGAACAAUUCUGGGAUGUUGACCCCUGUGCUGUGCUCACUGCCUCUGUCACUGGGAAGAGAAGGCUCUGGGGAGAGCUGGCAGCAGCCUUUCAGUAUCUGAAGGAAGGGCUGCAAGAAAGAAGGGAGCAGGCUCUUUAGUGGGGUCUGCUGUGAACAGACCAGGGGAAAUGGUUUCAAACUGAAAGAGGGCAGAUCCAGGCUGAAUGUAAGAACAAGGGUUGUGAACCUGGAGCGGGUUGCCCAGAGGUUGAUGUUGGGGUGGUUGUCGCAGUGGAUGCCCCAACCUCGGAGAUGUGUGAGGUUUCAAGGUCAGCCUGCUCAGUGCGGGUUGGUUGGAUGGCCAACACGAAUCCUUCAGUGCUUCUAUAAAAUCACUUACAGGAUGAUGGGGAUGGAGCCAAAGCCUUGUCUCUCUCUGGCUGUCCAUCUGGGUGCCUCUGUCAGCAUGGCGCCCCAAACCUGGCCAUGUUUACUGUGCAUUUUGCCUUUAUGGGCUGCUGCUCUCAGCUCUACUCAGGGCCCCAGGCCCUGCUCAGGGCUUUGCUCUCUUGUAGCUCUGCUGUGCAGUUCAUCAGCUGCAAUCAGGUGCCCAAACCCCUGCUAUCUCCCAGAGAUAACACCGCAGCGUGCGCCUUUGUUUGCAGACACAACAUUUCAGUGCCGUUAAUCGUUCAGCAAAGAUUAAUAAAACAUGAAGUUUAAAGAUGCCUAAAUCACAGUGGGGGAGCUGGUAAUCUCUGCCAACAAUAAUAUUUGCACUUUAUUUUCCUCUUCCCGUGGAGCCGAGGAGUGGAGCACCGCGAGCGCACAGCGGGAUGGG